This is a messenger RNA of Dictyostelium purpureum, 1185 nucleotides long. RefSeq lists its product as uncharacterized. Bases 1 to 1185 code for a protein of 394 amino acids. Gene Ontology annotation, molecular function: RNA binding. The transcript has a single exon. The record is from RefSeq and is a predicted model, not a curated record. Gene Ontology annotation, biological process: box C/D snoRNP assembly. Gene Ontology annotation, cellular component: nucleus. NCBI's taxonomy places the organism in Eukaryota, Evosea, Eumycetozoa, Dictyosteliales, Dictyosteliaceae.
AUGGAUUUGUCUGAAUUGGUCGACUUAUAUUCGACAAGUGGCAAUAGUAAUAAUAAUAAUAAUACCAAUAAUAAUAGCGAUACUGUUAAUAAUAAAAACAAUAAUAAUAAAAACAAAGGGCUAAACAAUAAAGGAAAAAAAUUGAAUAAUAAAAGAAAUAAUAGCAAUUACAAAAAUAACAAUAAUAAUAAUAAUAGCAGCGAUAGUAAUGCUCCAACAAGUAAUGCAAACAAUAAUGAAAAUAUAAACAAUACAGAAAAUUCCAAUUUCAAUGAUGGAUCCUCUGUAAAUAACAAUAAUAAUAAUAAUUAUAAUAAUUAUAAUAAUAAUAAUAAAAAUAAAAAAAACAAAAGAAGAGAUGACGAUGAUGAUGAGGAUAAAGAAGAAAUGAGAAGAAUAAAAAUGUUUAACCAAAGAUUAAAAGAAAUUAAAAUUCAAGAAUCUCCAGAGGAUAUUGCACGUUAUUUAGAAGAGAGAAGAAAAAGGUAUCCAUCAAGAGAAAAUAUUGAAGCAAAGAAGAAAGAAGAGGAAGAAGCUAAAAAAAGAGGUGAAAUUUUACAAAAAGAAAAGAAUAAGCAAAAUAAUAAAAAAAAACCAAAGAAAAGAAAAGAAAACCCAUCAACAGAGACUGAAACUGUAACAAAAAUCAAUACACCUGAUGAAGAUAGUAAUAAAGACACAAUAAAUGAUGACAAUAAAGUGAUAAACGACGAAACACAAGUUAAAAAACAAAAAAUUGUAAAUAAUAUUGAUAGCAAUGAAAACAUUAAUAGCAAUAGUAAUAAUAAUAAUAAUAAUAUAAAUAGUAAUAAUAAUAAUGAUAAUAACAAUAGUGAUAAUAAUAAUAAUGAUAAUAAUGAUAAUAAUAUGGAUACUAUAGAUAAUAUAGAUAAUAACAACAAUACCGGAGUCGUUGAGGAAGCACCAUCAACACUUGAAUUUAAUAAACAACCCGAAAUUGUUAAAUCUGUUCAACCUAGCUUCCCAAAGAUUAAAGGUCACAAAAAAACAAAAUCAAGAAAUAAAAAUAAAAACAAAAAACCAGCUCAAAAGGAAGAGAGUGAAAGUGCCACUAAUCAAUUCAGAGAUUCUUUAUUUACAAAAUUAUACGAAAGGGAAAUAUCUGCAGAAAAUAAUAUAAUUUUACAAUGUUUUAGAUUUUUUGCAAAUAAACUAAAAGAAUAA